AUGGCCGAGACCACCCAGUACGCCCAAGAACUCCUCUCCACCUUCUCCCUCUCCCUCGGCGAGGUCGCCCUGCAGCCCGCCACAGGCGGCGUCUUUGUCGUCGAGAUCACCACCACCACCGCCACCACCACCCCGGAGCCAGAGGGCACCACCGCGGCAGCGUCCACGUCAACGUCGGCGCCUGCCGCCCACCGGACAAAGGCCGUGCUGUGGGACCGCAAGAUCGACGGGGGCUUCCCCGAGGUCAAGGAGCUCAAGCGGCGGGUGAGGGAUGUCAUACAGCCGGACAGGGAUCUGGGGCAUGUGGAUCGGGAUUAUGGGCGGCAGGGGAAGGGUGGGGAUGGGGACGUGAAGGCGAGGACGGAAGGGGGAGGGGAGGCGUCGGGGGUGAAGAAGGGGGAGGGCGCGGGUGAGGCGGGUGGGGAGGCGGUGAAGGGGAAGGUUUGUGGUGUUGAGGGAGGUGAAAAGUGUGAGGAUUGCCAAUGA
This is a messenger RNA of Chaetomium fimeti, 486 nucleotides long. RefSeq names its product Rdx family-domain-containing protein. The coding region runs from base 1 to 486 and encodes 161 amino acids. NCBI's taxonomy places the organism in Eukaryota, Fungi, Ascomycota, Sordariomycetes, Sordariales, Chaetomiaceae. The record is from RefSeq and is a predicted model, not a curated record. The transcript has 2 exons.